This is a messenger RNA of Prunus armeniaca (apricot), 480 nucleotides long. Lineage: Eukaryota; Viridiplantae; Streptophyta; Magnoliopsida; Rosales; Rosaceae. The record is from the annotation of a GenBank genome assembly.
AUGGCGUUGUUGCUCUUGGGUCGCCUCGACCCUAAAGGCCAAUCAACAAAUCAACAUUGUCAGUGUGGUGACCCACUUACCGAUGUCAACAGUCACUUGAGCAAGAACUAUAAGUGUGUCAUAAGAACGGUCGAAACCAUGAAGCUGACCGAAGUAGACAAGCUGUGCACUAUCAGAUUCAUCAGAAAAGUGACAUAUUCAGUGUGGUUCGCCAAUUCGACAAUGGUGGAAAAAGCAAAGGGUGCAUGGCGUAUGUGCCAGGAUUAUACCGAUCUCAAUAGGGCAUGUCCCAAAGACAAUUUAUCCUUACCAAGAAUCGAUCAACUAGUGGAUGCUAUUACCGGUCAUGAACUUCUCUAUUUCAUGGAGGCAGAGGCAAGGUACAACAAGAUAUUUAUGCAUAUCACACCGAUUAAGAGCACACCACCUUCAUUACCGAUAAAGGCCUCUAUUGCUACAGCGUUAUGUCCCUUAGCAUAA